CUGAACCAUUCAGCCUGCUGAUAGACUUCAGUUCACAGGAAGGACUGACUGGGGUUAUAUAACAGCUUGACUGCACAGGCAGACCCAGACCUAGCAGGGAGACACACACACAGUUUAGUCUGAGGUCCAGCCCCCUCUCAGUAGCACUCAGUGCCAGACCUCAGGGAGGUAGUGUGCUUCUCACAAAACAGCUUGUGUAACUGAGCAGAGAGGCAUGGGCUGGGGGAAGAGUGUUCCUGUGCUGAAGCUGGGGCAGGGUCUGAGGCCGGGCCUGAGGCUGGGGCUGGGGCCGGGGCAGGGGCUUAGGCUGGGACUGCUGAUUCUGCUGUGCUGCCUUGCCCUGUGUCCAGCGCCUGUCCAGGGGGAUAAGGUCCUGGUGAUGCCUGUAGACGGGAGCCACUGGCUGAGCAUGAAGCUGCUGGUGAAGGAGCUGGCGGCCAGGGGCCAUGAAAUGGUGGUGCUGAUCCCUGAGACAUCCAUCCUCAUCCAGGGCUCCGACUACUACAGGACUGAGACCUUCAGGGUCCCCUACAGCAAGGCACAGCUGGACAAGAACAUCAACAAACUGAAGGACGCUGCGUUCGUCAAGGCCCCGGAUGUAACCGACAUAUUUGUGAACGUGCAGCACCUGGUUGACUUCACCACCAUGCAGGUGAAAGGCUGUGAGGGUCUGCUGUAUGACGAGCCCCUGAUGCAGCGACUGAGUGGAGAAAUAUUCCAGCUGAUGCUGACCGACCCCUUCCUACCCUGUGGAUCCAUCAUCGCUGACUCCUUCAACAUCCCAGCGGUGUACUUCCUGAGGGGGAUCCCCUGUGGGCUGGAUGAGAGGGCUGCACAGUGCCCCACUCCCCUAUCCUACGUACCACGCUUCUUCUCUGGCAACACUGACCACAUGGACUUCCUAGGGAGGGUUAAGAACAUGCUCAUGUACAGUCUGGAGAGCUACCUGUGUACGGUAAUGUUUGCCAGCUUUGACGAGCUGACCAGUAGGUACCUGGAUAAGGACAUGACGUACAGGGAUCUGCUGGGUCACGGGGCGAUCUGGCUGCUGAGGUAUGACUUCUCCUUUGAGUAUCCCAAACCCAGGAUGCCCAACAUGGUCAACAUUGGAGGCAUAAACUGUGGUAAAAGAGCUCCACUCCCAGUGGACCUGCAGGAGUUUGUGGAUGAGUCAGGAGAGGAUGGCUUCGUGGUCUUUACCCUGGGCUCUAUGGUCUCUCAGAUGCCGGAGGAGAAAGCCAAGCAGUUCUUUGAUGCCUUCAGCAGGAUCCCUCAGAGGGUGGUGUGGCGGUACACAGGAGUGGUGCCUGAGAAUGCUCCAGACAACGUCAGAUUGAUGAAGUGGCUUCCUCAGAAUGAUCUGCUGGGCCACCCCAAAGUCAAGGCCUUCAUCACCCACGGAGGAACCCACGGUCUCUACGAGGGGAUCUGUAACAGUGUUCCCAUGGUGAUGCUGCCGUUGUUCGGUGACCAGGGUGACAACAUACACCGCAUGGCAGUGAGGGGUGUCGGGGAGGUGCUCAAUAUGUUCGAUGUCACCUCAGACAAACUGGUGGAGGCCCUCAACAAGGUCAUCAACGACAAGAGUUACAAGGAGAAGAUGCUGAAGCUGUCAGCGGUGCAUAAGGACCGUCCCAUCGAGCCCCUGGACCUGGCUGUGUUCUGGGUGGAGUUUGUGAUGCGCCACAGCGGAGCAGAACACCUGAGACCCGCCGCUCACGACCUCAACUGGAUCCAGUACCACAGUCUGGAUGUGUUCACUCUGCUACUCACUAUAGUUCUCAUUGUUGUCAUGGUCACCAUUAAAUGCUGCAAAGUCUGCUUCCACAAGUGCUGUGGAACGAAGAGGACUAUGAAGAGGAAGAGUGAGUGAAUGUCCUUCCUGUGGCCUAAACCGGGAUUCAAUCUGAGGCUCAUUGUAGAGCGCUGUCGGCAAUAAUGUGCCUUGUAAAGGCAAGGUCCUGCGUUUUGCUGAGAUCGCAUUCACGGUAAACGCUGCAGAUGUCGGCUCAAUCAGAAAGUACCUUCAAAUGUCAAGCGCGCUACAAUGCGCCAUGGAUUGAAUCCCAGCCCAAGCCAUCAGGCGCUAGAGUCCAGGGUAACUAUACUGCCCCCUCUAGGCCCUGUGUAUAUCAGGGAGUGAAUAGGCUACUGUAGGUUGAAGGAAAUGAAUGCCUGACAGAGAUUUGCCAUUUUGAUGUUGGUUUGAUUUGAUAUCUCAGGAUAAUGUCAAAGUAACUUCAUGCAUCUGUUGUCAAUAAGGCCUGAUGCAUGCCACCAGCAAGACAGUCUCAUUCCACCACAGGGGGUUGGUGGCACCUUAACUGGUGGUAAUGGCUGGAGCGGUAUGAGUGGAAUGGUAUCAAAUACACUAAAUACAUGGUUUCCAUGUGUUUGAAGCCAUUUCAUUCGCUCCAUUACAGCCAUUAUUAUGAGGCAUCCUCCCCUCAGCAGCCUCCUGUGUAUUCCACAGUCAGCCACUGUGCCUUUGGUGUGACUCCAGAACUGUUGGCCUGUCUAGUUAAGCAUGUGUGAUGCUAAUUCAAGAUCCUGUUUAGUAAAAAGCAUGAGCUGACGCACACCCACAUUUUUUUGUAGAGAUGCUAACCAACAAAGAUUAAACUCUGUAAAAAUAAAGAAAGUUGCACAGUCA
This is a messenger RNA of Coregonus clupeaformis (lake whitefish), 2653 nucleotides long. Its product is annotated as UDP-glucuronosyltransferase. The record is from RefSeq and is a predicted model, not a curated record. The transcript has 5 exons. Gene Ontology annotation, molecular function: UDP-glycosyltransferase activity. Lineage: Eukaryota; Metazoa; Chordata; Actinopteri; Salmoniformes; Salmonidae. The coding region runs from base 215 to 1873 and encodes 552 amino acids.